AUGACGACGCGCUCGCCGUCAAAUUCCUCAGGCCAGAGCCUCUAUAUCAAAUCCAGCGUUACGGAAAAAGACACAUCUGUCCGAGAGAGAGGAAGAGCCAAGAUCUGGCGCAAGUGGGGUCACAUUUCAGGGGCAGUCGAUUUACAUUUUGAAAAUGUAUGGGACCUCAUCAACCCACACCUAAAGUAUCAAAGAUGGCAGAUGAGGGCAUUUUUGGCGACGUGUCAAGUCAAAACAGGAGACUCUUUCAAUUAUGAGCCACUGCCUCCCAGAGAACAAGCAACGUUUCGUCUCUUGACGAUUCUUCCUGGAGAGGAUCUUGAAGAGAUACACUGCCAGCUUACUGUUGCCCUUAUCCAUAAUGCCCAAUACGAAGCUCUUUCAUACUGUUGGGGGAAUGACAAAGGCUUGCCUGCAAUUAUUUGUAAUGGUGCGCGAAUGAACGUCAGUCGUAGCUUGAAGCGAGCUUUAAAAGACCUUCGUUAUACAGAUCGCCCGAGAAUUUUAUGGGCAGAUGCUGUCUGUAUCAAUCAAGGGGAUCUUUUAGAGAAGGAAAGUCAAGUGAACCUGAUGGGAGACAUUUACCGACAUGCACAACGUACCAUAAUACACAUGCACAUGACUAUUGAUACAAUGAGCGUUGGGAGGUUCUUCCCCGUGUUACAGGAGCUACACCGUCUGUAUCAAUGCCUUUUGGCUGGGGAGAUAGAUCUGGUCACAAUCGUUGACGCGGAUGAACUGACGCCCAAGGGGUUGGAUGUUGCUUCAGAGUUCCAACUGACAAUCUCGCAGGAGGUCGCGCUAGCUCAAAACGUUUCAGUAUCCUAUAAUGGGCACGAAUUUGAAUGGGACUUAUUCAAGGAAGCCAUUGUGAUGAAAUCAGUCAUUUUACUUGAAGAAAAAAAAGCAAAAUUGCCUACUUCUUUGUACGAUGUGUUCGUACUUCAGUUAAUUGCAAUGCGGGAGAAUUUCCAAAAAGAAUCGGCUGCCCAACAUUUUGAUCUAUUGAGCCUUCUGCACUACACACGCGUCUUCAACUCUACAAAUCCCCUAGAUAAGGUUUACGGAAUAUUAGGUUUGACUAAUUCCGACCUAGGGUCAAUGAAUCUGAGGCCCAACUAUACUCGCCGUCCUGAAGACCUUUAUGUCGAUGUCGCUCUGGAGGUAUUGAAAACAUCCCCCAGCCUUGAUAUCCUGUCGAUUACAGUUCACCCUCAAGCCACAGCUAGCAUUGAUAACUAUCCACUUCCAUCAUGGGUUCCCGACUGGAGCAACUCUUUAUACUACCCACGCUCGCUAGUCUUUCGCAAAACAAAAAGAAGUGUCUAUGAAUUCCCGCCGUAUAAUGCCUCAAAGGAUUAUGUGUACAGUUUCAGUCUCCCACCUGGCAAUUUCCGUGAAAGGCUGCUAGUCCGAGGCUGCUUCCUUGAUACAAUUUCGGAGCUGACUACGAUAUUUCGCCCGACAUGGAAUAUAGCCGACGAUUAUGGCGAUCACAAAAUACGGAGGCAUUCUAAUAUCCUAAAGCUUCCAUACGAGCUGGGUGCUUUAUUCUUCACAACCGUUGCUCGUGGAACGAGAGAAGGGAUUGAAAAGAAAAAACUGCGAGACUUUUUCAAAAAUAUUUCGGGCGAGCGGAGUACUUACAGCCCCACAAAUGAGCCAAUUCAACUUGCUCAGAUGCGGACUUUAUGCUCCGGCAGUUUACCAUUCGACGAUGAGACCAGAUCUCUCAUAGCAUUCAAAAACUGGUUGAAGACCGACUUCGGAAUAGAACACGACAUUCGAUACGAGCUGGCGGAGGUCGGUCUCCAUGUUCCUUAUUCAGGUAUGCGUCCAGAUGUCUUGUUUGAAGAGCUGUGUUGUAUGGUACUGGGUCGACGGUUACUAUGGACUCAAAGCGGGUAUCUCGGCCUCGCACCACCAGGCGCUAAGAAGAGCGACAAUGUUGUGAUUCUUGAGGGCAGCCGCGUGCCCUUUAUAUUGAGAAAGGUUGAUGGUGGAUUUUGGAAGGUUAUUGGCGAAUGCUAUAUUCACGGGAUCAUGUAUGGCGAGGCCUUCGAUAGUCAAAAAUGCAUGAAGAUCAUUCUUGUUUGA
Penicillium angulare is the source of this 2097-nucleotide messenger RNA. Its product is annotated as HET domain-containing protein. NCBI's taxonomy places the organism in Eukaryota, Fungi, Ascomycota, Eurotiomycetes, Eurotiales, Aspergillaceae. The record is from RefSeq and is a predicted model, not a curated record. The transcript is spliced from 2 exons. The coding region runs from base 1 to 2097 and encodes 698 amino acids.